Portunus trituberculatus (swimming crab) is the source of this 881-nucleotide messenger RNA. RefSeq lists its product as uncharacterized. The record is from RefSeq and is a predicted model, not a curated record. NCBI's taxonomy places the organism in Eukaryota, Metazoa, Arthropoda, Malacostraca, Decapoda, Portunidae. The transcript has 2 exons. Bases 38 to 565 code for a protein of 175 amino acids.
GUGUUGUCUUCUGCUGACAGGGAGCAAAGUUAGGAGGAUGUGGCUGUUUGGAGAUAGCCUGGUGAGAGGAGUAGAGAAAGAGAUAUACUCCCUGUCGAAAGGUGGGUAUAGAGUGAUGGACAAAAGCAGACCAGGGGCCAAUAUUCGGGGCAUCCGUGAGGCGGUGAUGAGCUCCCUUCACCAGAUGGAGCCUGAAGACCUGGUGGUGGUAGAGGGAGGAGGAAACGGGCUGGAGGAUAUAGGAGGACGAGAGACAGUGAGAGUGAUGGAGGAGAUAGUCAGAGUGGUGGAGCGUAAAACACACAGGAGGCCCCUGGUGAUGUGUAUCCCUAAGAGGAGGGACAAGGAGGGUCAGGUCUUUGGCCGGGAGAGGAGAUGGGUGAAUGGAAAGGUAGUAGAAAGACUGGAAGACUGGAAAUGUGAUGGGAUGCAGCUGUGGGAGAGGAUGGACUGGAGGCAGGUGUGGACACAGGAUGGCGUACACAUGUCCACUAUUGGAAAGGUGUGGGUGGCCUGGAACUUGGUGGAGUGGGCUCAGCGUUGGGAGGAAGGCAGCAGGGAAUAGGACAGAAUCCAGAGAGAAGGGGCAGGUGUUUGUAUGAGAGAGGAGGACAGAAGCGUGAAAGAGAGCAGGUUACCGAGAGAAAGGGAACCUGCGGGAGGAGAGUGUGUAAAUGUAAAAGGAAGAGGAGGUACCCACAGGGCGUCAGGAUGCAUGAGGAUUGGGUGUGUGAAUGUGAGAGGAUGGGGCACUGGCAAGUUUGAGGAUUUAUGCAAGGAGCUGAAUGAAUGGAGCUUGGAUGUGGUAGGUAUCACGGAGACUCACCUGCGGGACGUGGUGCAUAUGGAAGGAAAUGAGUUUGUCAUGAUAGGGAAAGGGC